GCCACGUCAUACAGUCGAACGCGAACAUACAGGUAAAGUAUUUCAUGGAGUACUGUUGAAAGAGCAACAGCAGCUAGGCUAGGUCAUAGUAGCGGCGGCGCGGUGGUGGAAGAUGACUACCAGGAAAGGGCCGCCGGUUCACCAAAACAAAUUCGCCUGGAAACCCAACCAAGGCGUUAAGAUCAACGAAACCGAAGUAGGAGGGAAGUUCAGGCCGUUGUCGGAGGUAACGGGGGUCUGCCCUCGCUGUAAAGACCAGAUCGAAUGGAAGCGCAAGUACGGCAAAUACAAGCCUCUCUCCGAGCCUGCCAAAUGGUCUCUCUCUCUCUCUCCAUAUGUAUAUAUUCAACGAUGUUCGAAAAGGGCAGUUCGUCAAGCUUACCACAAUCUUUGCACGGCUUGUGCUAAGGAGCAAAAGGUGUGCGCCAAGUGUUCGUGCCGCGUGGGUCAAAUCAUUGGAAGGGACUCUACGGAAGUAGAGGCUGAGCAGAAGAUGCUCGAGGAGGCUAUAAAAAAUGCUCGAGAGAGAGAUAGGAGGACUCUAUUACGCUCUAUGAACAAAGGAAAAUCUCAUAGUUCAACUACAGCGAAAAGCCCGACAAAUGAUGGAGGGAAGGCUGGGGAAUUAUUUGCAGCUGAGUCACUCGAGGAAUAUGCAGAGUUUAGUAGAGAUACUGAAGAUGAUGAUGACAGUGAAGAUCAAGUUCAGGUUCGUAACUGAUGAGCGAGGGUGUAAAAUAUUGCUAUAGCCAAGAGAGCUCCACUUUUGCUAAAUGGAUCUCCUGCAAACAAAGCCUUCAUAGACACAUCGCUGGGAUACGUAUGUUGUUGCGCUUUGUUUUCAUGCUUUGUAUUGAAAAUAGAUUCUUUUGUCCUUUUAUCCUAAGUUUGAGAAUGAAAGAUAUACUUACUCAAAA
Messenger RNA from Rhododendron vialii, 917 nucleotides. RefSeq lists its product as uncharacterized. NCBI's taxonomy places the organism in Eukaryota, Viridiplantae, Streptophyta, Magnoliopsida, Ericales, Ericaceae. The transcript is spliced from 7 exons. Bases 113 to 721 code for a protein of 202 amino acids. The record is from RefSeq and is a predicted model, not a curated record.